Messenger RNA from Saccostrea echinata, 5732 nucleotides. Its product is annotated as focadhesin-like. Gene Ontology annotation, biological process: regulation of post-transcriptional gene silencing. Bases 143 to 5515 code for a protein of 1790 amino acids. The transcript has 40 exons. The record is from RefSeq and is a predicted model, not a curated record. NCBI's taxonomy places the organism in Eukaryota, Metazoa, Mollusca, Bivalvia, Ostreida, Ostreidae.
CCAGGGUGAAGACACAGAAGAAAGACUGAAAGCAAGCUAGUAUAAAUUUGCAUGACGCCAACUACUUACACCGUUAUUAUAAACAAUUGCUUAAUACAUGUAGUUACUGCAAGAAAGCAGGUGUAAAUGUGAUUGAAAAUUGAUGAUGGAGGAUUUAAAAAGAAGGUUGGAGUUUGACAAUAUGGUCAUACAGAGACAGGCUUUGAAUAAGCUAUGUGAAGAAGUUAAAAAGAACUUGUCCAGGGAAAACAGAUUGACAAACUCAUCAGUAAAGAAUGCAGAGUACAGACUAUUGGAGGAAAAAUGUGGUGCUAUGGAGACAGUGGUUGCUAAGGCAAUUAGUACAGCCAUGGUGGAGUUAGUGAGUGAUGGAUUGGCAGAUUUUUCAACUGUUCUGGAAUCAUUCCUUAAUCAAGUGCCAAAUGCAAAGAACUUGUGCGGGAUUGUCCAGGGAGUUUCUGAUUUACUGGUGUGGCAAGCAAGUAUUCUGGCAAGCACCAAGGAAGGAUACACUAACCCAUAUACUUUAAGAUCACCACCCCAUCCAUUCAUAACUAUACUGACCAACCGGCCGGAUUCAUGGCCCCUGCUAGGUAACCAAGUGAACUUCAUCAGUAGUGUGAAGGAAAAAAGAAUUCAAAGUCUUGCUGUUGAGAUAUUGGAACCAUUCAUGAAGUUUGUUUUUGCUGAACCACUGGACAGCCCACAGUAUCAACCAAUGAAAAUAUGCCUACAGAGGGAGCUACUUACCAUUGUCAGCCAAUCAGAUGAUAGCAGAACAGUUGAAAAAUUCCUGGGAUGUAUUGCUAAUAUUUUGCCUUGUCUACAGGUAAAAGACAAGAAUUCCUUGGGAAGUACCGCCCAGUUUGUGAUGGGGUUUGUUGAUGUAUGUCGAGCCAAAAUAUCAGGAAAGGAAGCAACUUUCCAAAAGUUUCUGACAUACUUAGUGGAUUUGUGCUUGGAGUUUCACAGCCAUUCCCUUGAUGUAUCUAAUAUUAUGUGUUCCCUAGUCAGGGUGGCAGAAAGUGCUCCAUCAGCUUUGUCAUCAGACAACAACAUGAUCUCCAUGGGAAGUCUACUUCUGAAGACAGACAUAAAGGAAGCAGUUGUAUUACUGACAGCAGUAAGAAGGAUUUUGGAAAAUGAAUCUGGAGACCUGAGUUUGGUUGCCAUUGCCUCGCUCAUUCUGCCACUUCUGCAGAUUUUGUCAAUGUCUAGCUCUGGGUCAAGGACACAUGAUUUAAAAUCUACGACCUCUGUCUCUGGAGAAGUCCUGAAAAUCAUAGAGGAGAAACUGGUGAAAACACAACACAGCAGAGAAAAACAGAAAACAUCUCAGUUCAACCCACACCUGACAUCAUUGACCUUCCUCAAUAAUAACUUCUCCCUAUUGGCUCGAGCUUUAGAGGAGGAUGAGGAAUUGCCCAGACUAUGGCUCCAGAACUUGGUCAAUUCUGUCUCCAGUCUGAAGUUUGUCCCAAUCCAGUUGACUGUCAUUGUAUCAGCUCUCUUUGUGUUGUCACCAGGGAAACCCUGGGCUGACCAAUCACUGAAGGCCUUACAGGCAAUCUCCAAGACUGAUCAUAAACAGGCAUGCUUCUUUUUACCCCUAUACAUCUACCAGCUGAACAAGUGCAUCCAACCAGAGUACAAACUCAGUAUCAUGAAAUCUGUUCCUAGUGUAGCUCAACACAAGUUCUGUAUCCCUUUGGUCUUAAGGACCAUACAAACUUUUGGAUCCACUCCUCGUUUGAAGGCUCUGUCAAUACAGUUGCUGGCAGACCUCUGGAAGCUUCAAGACAGGUGCUUCCCCUACCUUCUGAAGGCCAUCUCGGAGCCAGCUGAAGCCAUACUGACCAAAGAAGGAGUGGAUGAAGUGAAACUGGCAAAAGCCAAAGCCAUUCAUGAUGUCUGUCUCCUCAGAGGAGAACAGCAUGGCAGUGAUAUGUUGUCUCCCUUGUCUGAAUUAUUGGAAAACUCCAUACAGGAAGUGGAUUCUCCAGUUGCCUCCCUUGCCUUAGAGGGGCUUUACUACUUAUGUAAAGAUGAAGUUAUUGAUAUCCUUUCAGCAUGGUCAGUUUUAGGAGAGAAACUUACUCAUGAUCCAAGAUCAAUAGUUCAGGAGAGAAUCUGCAAGCUUUUCUCUUUACUACCAGAACUGGAAGUGAAGACCGAGGAAUUUGAGAGGUUCCAUCAGUAUGCUGUAUCUGCCCUCUGGCUUUUUGUGCAUGGAAGUGACCCUGAUGUUAGCAGAUCUGCCCUCAAAGCCUUAUCACAGUUUGACAUCAGAUGUUUUAGCCUUGCUCACAUCCCAGACAAGGUAAAAGAGGACAUUGUUAAGCAGGCACAGGCCAUCAUUGACAGGGGAGAUAACCCAGACUUGACUGUAGAGGAUGUUGUCAAGGAGGUCCCCGGCAUCUGCUACACACGAAUGUUGGCAAUAAUCUCACCAGAGGUGUAUGAAGGAUAUAGGGAAUUCUUGUGUGAACAUGUGGGUUCAGAGGUUAAGAACCUUGGUCGGGGUGUGUAUCAUGGCUCUGCACGGCGGCUAGGCAUGACUUCCACUCGCAGUAAGAUGAUGGAUUCCAUACCAGCAUUUCUACAACAACAGUAUGACACAUGUAAACAGCCUGGACUAAGACCUGGUCUGGCAGCUGGAGUUUUGUUUAGUUAUGAUCCUCCUAUAGAAGUGGCAAGAGAUGGUCGUCCCAGAAAGCACUACACCAUUACCCACAGCAAAAACUUCCAGCACAUGUUCACUACCCUGCUUCAUGAGGUGACAAUCCAACCCUCAAAUUGGCAGCAGAUGAUGCAGCUUCCCCAGGCCUGGGUGGCCUUUAUAGACCGGCUGUUCACAUCAGCUGUUGAGGGACGUAAGGCAGAGAUUGACCUUCAACUGAAAAAGGAACACAUUGGAGAGGAAGAGGCUAGGGAGAAACAGAAAGUAGCAUGGCUCUGGGUUAGAGACAAGUUGACUGAUUUGAUCAAAUCAGCGUCCAGGGAAAGUCCUAGUGUUCAGGGAAAUGCUGUGUUGUCGUUGGGAGGUCUGGUGUUGGCCACACAGAAACAUUGGGUUGACCUUGACAAGGAGACUCAAGGUCAGCUUGACCAGGUCAAGGAGUUUCAGACUCAAUCUCACUGGGUGACUAUUGUCAUGGAUACGCUUAUGUCUCUGAUGGAUGUGACCUAUCAACCCAAAGGAAGCAUACUGGGAAUUUGUCAACAGAGAUCAGUCAGUGACAGAAUGACUUGUAGUUUCCUCACUCAGGCUUCUUCAGUGUUGGCACUCUGCCAGCUUACACCAGUAAUGAUCAACAUAGAUGUGAACAGGAUAUUUGUAAUUUCUGAGACCCUGACAAAAUGGUUACCAGGACAACCGGAGGCACCAGAAGCACUGGUCUUACAGCUGGCUUAUGGUUUGGGGCUGGGUUGCAUGCUGGGAAAACUGUUAGAAGAACACUUUAUGGACACUUGUGGAUCCAAAGAGAUAGUACAGAUGUGGAAUACUUUUGAUAAGUUGGAAGAUGCUUGUUUUACUGGAAGAGAUGAUAGUUGUGGAUGCCUCCUAGGACUUGGUCUGUCAGUGUCUGCCCUUUGUAAUGAUUCUAAGACCGAGGCGAGGGCACAUGUUCUCACUGUUCUAGACAAACUUCAGGUUCUGCACCAACAAUCAACCUCACCAGGGGACAUAGCUCACCAGGUACUCAGUGUUGGGAUGGCAUUAAUCCACAGUGCUGCCUUCAAUGCUAACAUAGUGUCCUCAGACAAAGUGCUGUCUACUGUAGACAAAAUCAUCAGGGAUCUGGGGGAGGCCCCACAGAGUGCAGGAAUUGCCAUGGCUGCUGGCAUACUUUUGUACAACCUAACCAGGGCUGGGAUAACUGGAAUUACUGACUGCCAAGUACAGCUGCACCAAACAUGGACAAAGAACCUGACUUCCUCUGAGAGUUCCCCAUUGUUGAAGGUGGCAGCCAUGACUGGACUGAUGGCUUUGAUUGGCUCACAGAAAGCCCUCACAUCUAGCAGAGAAACUUUGUCUAUGGCUUUGGGUGAUGUAAAUGUUGAUGAGGUUGUCAGGGUGAUGACCCGAGUCGUUUCUAUGGGAGAUGACAUUGGCAUUCAGAACACAGCAGCAUGGAUGUUAGGGAACCAUUAUCUGUCUGUUUCCCCAGUAUCAGAGACCAGAACCAGUGUGCCAACCAGCCUGGGCUACCUGCCGGAGACGAGUCUGUUGAGAGCAGUGGUAGAUUUCCUUAUUGAUGCAGGCAAGAGAGGUCCAGAGGCAGUCCCAGACUCCCAGGUUGAGUGCUGCCUCAGAAGUCUGCUGGACAGGGUGAGGCAGAACCUACCCCCGGUAAACUGGGCGUGGAUCCUCACCCCACUAAUGAGGCUCAACUUCAAUGAUGAAGUGAGGAGAUUGUGUCUCCAUGUAGCCAUUACCCAGAGUUCCUCCUCAACAACAGCUGCCAUGCUGGUCAGUUCCUGGAUGACUCAACCCCUCAUUCAUUCUCUCAGUGUCACCUCCCGCUGUCUUCUUUAUGAUGAGUUACCUGUUCUUGUCACUUCUGUGUCUCCUGUGACCUUGACCUCUCUCCUUGACCUGAUGCAGAAGGAAAUUGGAGAUCCAUAUCUCCAUGGUUUGUUUGGACUCCACAGGGCUUUGAAAGUUCACAAUCUUCCCAAAGCAGCAUCAGAUAUACUCCUACAGUGUCUGGAGUCUGUGUACAAGAAAACAAAAACACAACAAAAUGAACCUUACCUUCUCCAUCUGAUUGGAGAGUGCCUAGGCAGUGUUCCAGAUGAAGUGUUCGAUGAACUGACAGAAUCUGACUUUUCUGAGGAAGAUAACCACUUCCUGUCAUGCUUUGUGAGGUGUUACCUGGUGGCUCAAGGAAGACAACCAUUAGCUCUGUUGAACCGUUGUGUGGAUGCCAGUCUUAAUAAUGCAGACAGUGAUACAGAAGAUCUGCAUGCUUUAUUCUACCACACAUUCUGGCACAUCUCUCAGUCCAAAGCCGAGUCUAAUGGAGUCCAGCAUCAACUUCAGUGGCUACUAGAACUCCUGGGCCACACUCGAAAUGUGUCAACAGGGGCCAUUACUCUGUCAGACAAAGUCAAUAUUGAUAAGGUUGUAGAGUUUGGGGUUCGAUUGGUUGCAGCAGCCAUCAGUAUAUGGACCUCAUCCUCCAUUGCUUUCGUGUACAAUAUAAACCCACAGUUCUUAAUGGAGCGCUAUCCUAGCAGUCCUUUACAAGAAGGUCAUGACCUUAGCUUGAGCAAGUGCCCACAGAGUCCUGUGCAUUUAUUACCAUCAUACAUAACUGGACUGGGACAAGAACCAUGGAGUCAGAUUUCAUUAAAGGUUCUGGACUGGCUAGCAUUAAUGCAGCGAAGGCAGACAUCUUCCUCACAUUCUCUUUCAGCUGCUGAGAUUGGCCUGAAGCAUUCAGCAGACUUCAGGAGAACUCAAACCUGGACAGACAUUUUACAAAGAUAUCCUGCAGUCUCUGUGUAGCUUAGUCAACAAAGUGCAGAGGACAGACAUUAUACAAAGAUAUCCAACAGUUCCUGACAUGUCAACAGUGCAGACUUGUGAAACUCAGUUUCACUGAAGAGGAAUUCCCCAGCAAUGUUUAUGUUUAUAGCAUAAAACAUUUAAUAUCUGCAUUGAGAAUUUUUAUGAUGACAAAUUUGAUCAACCUAAGUAAUUAAAAUUGAUUUUUCCAAAGUGA